Molecule: messenger RNA, 1152 nt
Organism: Priceomyces carsonii
Lineage: Eukaryota; Fungi; Ascomycota; Pichiomycetes; Serinales; Debaryomycetaceae
Product: NAD+ transporter
Exons: 1
Coding region: 1-1152 (383 amino acids)
Biological process (GO): NAD transmembrane transport
Molecular function (GO): NAD transmembrane transporter activity
Source: RefSeq, a predicted model, not a curated record
AUGGCGUCGGUAGGAUCUUCAUCACCUACCAGACGCUUUCAGCAAACGGUAGAGGGGGAGGACAUGGAGGUGUUCGAAGCUGCUAAUAAGUUACAGGCAGAUGGAAAGAGUACUUUUCUGCCCCGUCACCUCUUGUCAAAGCUUUCGGAAAAUCAGAUAGUAACACUAUCUGGCGCAGCAUCCGGCUUUUUAGCUGGAGUUGCUGUCUGUCCUCUUGAUGUUGUCAAGACUAGACUUCAAGCGAAAGGAAACCUUGAACCUUCAGCUUCGCAUACUGCCAGCUAUGGUAAGUUUCUUGGUCAAUUCAAAACUAUUCUUACGGAAGAAGGCGUACGAGGACUAUACAGAGGACUCGUGCCAGUAGUAAUAGGGUAUUUACCAACAUGGACUAUUUACUUUACAGUCUACGAAAGAACAAAAGCUUUUUAUCCACAGUUCUUAGAUCAACACUUUGGUAUACGAGCUUACUCAGCAAUCCAUUUCUGUUCUGCAAUUACGGCUGGGAUGGUUUCUUCUAUUGCCAUUAAUCCCAUUUGGGUUGUCAAAACGAGGCUAAUGAUACAAACAGGAAAGGGUAAGACUAUCUACGAUAAGCAGAAUGCCUUACUGGGUUCUGCCAAAAGAACCUAUUAUAAAGGAACUCUCGAUGCAUUCAGGAAAAUGUACAAAGAAGAAGGCGUAGGCGUAUUUUAUAGCGGAUUAGUCCCAUCGAUAUUUGGAUUAGUACAUGUUGGAAUACAUUUCCCAGUAUAUGAAAAGUUGAAGCAGCUUUUAAAUUGCACAGACGCUGCCAAAUCAAAGGUUGCGGAUCAUAGGAGCCAGGUUAGCAUAUUAUGGAGAUUGAUAUUUGCGUCAUCAGUUUCCAAAAUGAUUGCAAGUACUAUAACAUAUCCUCAUGAAAUUUUGCGAACCAGACUUCAACUCCAGGCAUCUGAAGACAGUCCCUCUUCUGACAUGAAAAGGAAGCAUAAGAGUCAAAAUCAGGGAAAUAGGUUAAUUGAGUCCAUCGUUUCUAUAUAUCGUAAGGAAGGAUUCAAAGGCUUUUACACUGGCUAUGUCAUCAAUUUAAUCAGAACUGUGCCUGCUAGUGCUGUGACUCUCGUAAGCUUUGAGUAUUUUAAAAGCUAUUUACUCAAGCUUUCUAAUAGCUAA